This is a messenger RNA of Paraphaeosphaeria sporulosa, 189 nucleotides long. RefSeq lists its product as uncharacterized. NCBI's taxonomy places the organism in Eukaryota, Fungi, Ascomycota, Dothideomycetes, Pleosporales, Didymosphaeriaceae. The transcript has 2 exons. The record is from RefSeq and is a predicted model, not a curated record. The coding region runs from base 1 to 189 and encodes 62 amino acids.
AUGUUCGUCGCGAGGCGGCGAAGGGCCGCGGAAUUUUCCAGCUUCACUGAGUGCGGGCGCCCCCGACCCGCCGCCACCGCCACUGCCGCAGCCUUCGCGCAAGGAGGAGAAAAGGCCGAGGAGGAGGAGACGGAGAAGGAGAUGGAGGAAAAGGACCACGGAAGGGGCAAGAAGGACGAGGAGAACUGA